CUUCCCCGCGAACCAGCACCCGCCGCUCCCUCAACACCCCAUCUAACGGCAUCUCUCUGCGUCGGCGCAAUAUCGCAGGUCGAUUUUGCUUCGCCCGCCCCCUAUCUCCGCGCGCCUCUGCGAUAGCCCGCCUCUCGGUCCGCAAGCGUGAGCAACAAAUUCAACCCCGUCGCAGCCUCUCUGGGCCAGCGUCAUGGCCGCCUACAACUCUAUCCCGGCCUUGUCCGCUGGUGCGGCAAACAACAAUGGCAUCAACUUGGGUCACCAAGGCCCCCAGGGCAUGUCCAUGGACACCUUUGACCAGAACUUGACGUUUGACGAUGCUUUAAUUGAUACCAGUGGCUUGCAGGCCAUGCCAUUUACACCUGCGUACGACUUUGAGCACUUUGCGCCUACCUUCGAAGACCCCUUCUCCUACUCAGCUAGAAGCUACGAGCCUGUCCAGAACCAAGAUACGCUCAACGAAGAAUCAUCGCCACAGGAGCUGGAUAACAAGCUCCUUGGAUUUUCUGAUCCUACCAUCACUGCUUCUGUCGCAGAUGAGAAUGGCAAGUUUGUAGAUAUCAACAUGACGGCUGAACUCUACGGCAUGUUCUUUGUCGCCGAAGAUGUCUUUGGCGGUGAAACUGCCGGUCGUCCGCUAGAACUGACCUGCUACCGCCGAAAUCUAUGGCAAUGCUCUGGCCAGCUGACUCUACCAAGAUCUAUUUCAAAUAUUGUUGACGAACAAGGCCGCCAAAUUCCCAUUACUGAGCUCUCUGCGUCAAUUUCGGCAUUGGAGUCCAUUGAAGGAAAGGCGACAGAAAUCAUAUCGAUACCAUGGAAGAGCUCAAAUCCACAGAAUGGCGAGGAGAAUAAAAUCGCCGGAGCACCACCCAGUGUCAACUUGGAUCUGACAAGCGGACAAGAGUUGGACGCUAACCGAGUCUCCAUCGGCGUCUCUUGGAAACGGCUACAAUUCAAACACGCCACAGCCAACAAUGGCCGCAGAAAGGGUCUUCAGCAGCACUAUGUUGUCCAAAUCAGUCUUUCCGGAAAGACAAAAACCGGCGAAUACAUCAAAAUUGCCGAAAUUCAGUCUGGCCCGGUCAUCGUUCGAGGACGCAGUCCCCGAAAUUUUGAUAGCAGAAAGGACGUCCCAUUGACGGCAGACAAUAAACGCGCCGAAAGGAAGAACACUAUGAGCUCCGAUGCGGGGAGCCUCAAGCAAGAACGAGAGGCGCUGCAGGCUGCCAUGCAGCGAUUUCCGUCCAUUUCAGGGAAUAACGUAGCGGUUUCAUCCGAUUGGGCAACACCGCAGCCAAUCUCGCAGCCAAACCAGAGCCCGCAUCCGUCCAAGCGAGUAGCCAUGUCACCGAGCAGCGCAAAACCACCUGUACCUGCAUGGGAGCAAGCCCAGGCAACCAAGAUUGCUCUUCCCACAAAUCAAUCGCAGCGCGGCUCUGUGUCACGCCAAAACACGGGCGCUCCGAUCAACCUAUCGUUGUCUGAGGACGAACGAAGUCCGAAUCGAUCGAGCGCCGAGCUGCAGAGCCCCCAGCUCGGCAAGUCUCACCCCGCCGUAGGACAGAAUCUAGUCAGCAGCCCGAUUGAUGAGGUUGACCCGCUGUACGAAUACUUCCCGCUCACCGUUGACGAUUGGAUGCCGCCCGUCGAUGCCGUCUAUCGCCCUCAUGUGGUCCACCACACAGCCAUCAACCCCGAGGCCAAGGCACAGAAGGCGCAAGGCAAAUCAAAGCGAUAUUUUGCGGCAGAGUGAAAAAAGGGAAAAACAAAAAUAAGGAAAAUUCAGCCCAAGCCUUUUAACGCAACGGCACAACAGUUGUAUCAUUAUACCCCCCGUUACAUAAACCAGUCCGGUAGUUCAGUGGCCGCCGCCGGCAUCGGCAUGCACAGUUUACAUUGUUCCCCGCGGCUUGACGGCGCUUUCUUUCUUCUUUUUUUGUUGUAUUGCGCUUGGCGCUAAAUUUGCCAGGUUGAGGAUUUUGCAUGGAGUUUUUGAACGGUGUGUGAACAGUGGGAUGGAUAUAGCCCUUUUCUUUCAAAUACAUAUUACAAAACAAAUCCGAGUCUGUUGACAUCCACCCCAACAUCCACACGUGAGCUUUAGCAUAGCACAGCCAGUGACAAUACGUAAAAAGAUGAUUUUAAUUUAUGUAUCAAAAAAGGAGCUCUACUGAAAUACAACGUUUUUUAUGGUAUAAAAGGUGAAGAAGUGAAGAAGACAUGGACCGCGUAAUAGCCGAAACUAGCAAGUAGAAGGGGCUUUGUGUUGGGUUCCUCGCGAAAGCCAACAAAGAAUGGGCACACCGAGGCCGACAAGGAGCAAAGGGUCAAUCGUAGCGUGAAUUGAGGCACUGCUCAGCCUAGGCGGUGCCGCUGCAACAUACUCUUUUCUUAGGCGUUACAACGGCUCUUAUUCGUUGAGCUUGGGUGUGAGCCUUUGGUUGAGAGAAGGCUCGGGGAUGCGAGAAGCCAUGCGGUCCGGGACAAGCUCGGGGGAGACAGAUCGAAUAGGGUACUCCGUGGCAGGAGUAGCGCGGAGGAGCUGCGAGGUGGUGGGCUGAGGAGCGUGGAUGGUAGGAGAGUCGACAGCGUCGAUGCGAGUCUUGAUCGUGGGGGCGUUACCAGUGCGGGCCUUGGAGGGAAGGAUCUGCUCGAAACCAGCCUCGCGGGCAACCUUUUCGAUACUCUUGAAGUACUGUUUGGUCGUGUUAGCAAAUGAGAACAGGAUGCAGAAUUGGAGUGGCAGAUUGUGGGCUUACCUUGACAGUCUUGACCUGGAGCUCGAGGGUGGCGUCCUCAUCGACGACAAUCAUGGGGUGAGGGUGCAGCUGGAGAGAAGACAGAGUCCACAUGUGGUUGACACCCUGCUCAAUGCAGCGCUGGAGGGCAAGAGACUUGCGCUGGCCAAGAAUGAUGACGACAACUUCGCGAGCCUCCAAGACGGUCUGGACACCGACGGUGAGGGCCAUGCGGGGGACCUUGUUGAUGUCAUUGUCGAAGAAGCGCGAGUUGGCAAGAAUGGUGUCGUAGGCAAGCGUCUUGACACGGGUACGACUGGCAAGCGAGGAGCCGGGCUCGUUGAAGGCAAUGUGGCCAUCCUCACCGAUACCGGCAAGGAACAGAUCGAUACCACCAACAGCCUUGAUGGCGUCCUCGUAAGCGACGCACUCGGCCUCAAGGCUCUGAGCGUUACCAUCGAGGAUGUGAACGUUGGAAGGGUGGACGUUUACGUGAGAGAAGAAGUUGUUCCACAUGAAAGAGUGGUACGACUCCUUGUGGUCGCGAGGAAUACCGACGUACUCGUCCAUGUUGAAAGUGACGACAUUUUCAAAAGAAAU
This is a messenger RNA of [Torrubiella] hemipterigena, 3344 nucleotides long. Lineage: Eukaryota; Fungi; Ascomycota; Sordariomycetes; Hypocreales; Clavicipitaceae. The record is from the annotation of a GenBank genome assembly.